This is a messenger RNA of Staurois parvus, 475 nucleotides long. NCBI's taxonomy places the organism in Eukaryota, Metazoa, Chordata, Amphibia, Anura, Ranidae. The record is from the annotation of a GenBank genome assembly.
GCGGAACAGCGGGCACCAAGUCGUCUUGCAAGACUGCGGGCACCGAGUCGUCUGGCAAGACUGCGGGCACCGAGUCGUCUGGCAAGACUGCGGGCACCGAGUCAACUGGCGGAACAGCGGGCAUCGAGUCAACUGGCGGAACAGCGGGCAUCGAGUCGUCUGGCAAGACUGCGGGCACUGAGUCGUCUGGCAAGACUGCGGGCACCGAGUCGUCUGGCAAGACUGCGGGCACCGAGUCAACAGGCACGACAGUGGGCACCGGGUCAUCAGGUAUCGGAUUGUCUGGCUCGACAGCAGGCAUCGGGUCACCAGGCAUCAGGUCAUUUGGCUUGCCAGCGGGCACCGCUCAUCUGGGAAGGCAGUGGGCACCGGGUCACCAGGUAUGACAGCGGGCUCUGAGUCAAUUGGCACGACAGCGGGCACUGGGUCAGGUACCGGAUCAUCUGGAUCAACAGCGGGCAUCGAGUCAACUGGC